UUGCUGAUAACAUGAUGAAAAGUAUCCGGAGUCAUGUUCCCAGGGCAUCACCAUCAAUCUGAUUCUCUCAAGCUAAGUAUUCACUGUUCCCCCUUCUCACACAGAUGUUGUCCCCACAUGGGUAAGACUGAUUGCAAAAGCUGUUCGUAUAAAUAUUUACAAAGGAGAAGCAGGGACCAAAAAGGACUUGACGUUUUUGAGAAAGAUCGUGUGAUGCAGGCUGGUGGGACAGGAGGAGGCAGACUGAGUGAGGAGAUGCCCUCAAGCCCGGUGCUCCCAUAGAGCUCUGAAGAAAGCUCUGACUGUCAGUCUGUUGCUUUAAACAGAGAUCAGUUGGACCUUAAGGUAUUUCUGAGGGAUUAACAACACUGGCACCCAACGUGUGUAUUUCAUCUGUGCCCAGCUACUGAUGUUGAAGUGAAGCACUCCUUCUGUGAAUGUACCCACUCAUUUCUGUCUGUUUCAGGACAAGACUCUGCCUUUUUGUGCUGCAGCAGUUUCCAAACACUGAUGACAGCUUUGGUAGAGCUCUUUCGGUUCCCCAGUGCCAGCCUCCUGCUGCAGCAAAGAUAUCUGUUAAGAAAAGAAAGGCCACCAGCAGGGAACAGGUGGUAUAUUGCAGCGAAUCAUGGAAGGUGACAGAGAGAGAACGUGCAAGAGGGAGGGGAGGAAAAAAUGAAAAAGAGCAGAACAAAGCUGAAGGAAAGUCCCAUGGAAAGCACUUUUCCCUCCAUUGCUUUUAUAUAGCACAGAGCAAAAUGUUUUGCUGCUUUCCCAGCUCUGAGGUCGGGUAUGGCCCUGCGACGCACUCGCCCAUUGUCCUCCCCACUGUUUGCUUAGAAGGAAUUCAGGAGGGAUUUGCUUUCUCUUGUUUCACAAGCCCCACGUUUCCACGCUGCCCAAAGUGGAUACGCACCAGCUGGCCACGUCCAUCACUGCUGCUGGGACGCGGAAUUCCUGAUUAUACUUAGAGCCACAGAGCCUGCUCCGUCAUUAGCAGGGCAGCUCGACGUGCAGCAGUGGGACCAGGGCCGUGCUGGCCUGGCCCCGUGGUGCCAGGCGCUCUCCGGACCAGAGAUGAGAGAUCUGCUGGUGGUGCCCCUGGGGCACGUCCUCACCCUUGCUGCCCUCAGCCUGGCCGAGACGCUUCAGAAAGCCCCCUUUAUCAGCACUCCUCUGGAAACUGUGGAUGCACUGGUGGAGGAUGUUGCCAAGUUUGUGUGUGUGGUGGAGUCAUACCCAGAGCCAGAGAUCACGUGGACACGCAACAGCAUUCCCAUCAGGCUGUUCGACACCCGGUACAGCAUACAGAGGAACGGGCAGCUGCUGACCAUCCUGAGCGUGGAGGACAGUGAUGACGGGGUGUACUGCUGCACGGCAGACAACGGGGUCGGCGCAGCCGCCCAGAGCUGCGGGGCUCUGCAAGUCAAAAUGCGACCCAAAAUAACCCGACCACCUGUAAAUGUGGAAAUCAUAGAAGGUUUAAAGGCUGUUCUUCCAUGCACUACAAUGGGGAAUCCCAAACCUUCUGUUUCAUGGAUCAAAGGAGAAACAGUAGUAAAGGAGAAUGCGCGCAUUGCUGUUCUUGAUUCAGGGAAUUUGAGGAUCCACAAUGUUCAGAGAGAAGAUGCGGGACAGUAUCGAUGUGUAGCCAAAAACAGCCUGGGCACAGCCUAUUCAAAACCUGCAACAGUGGUCGUGGAACUUUUUGCCAGAAUCCUGAAGGGUCCUGAAUCCCAAAACAUCACCUUUGGCUCCAUGGUGACACUGCGCUGCACAGCAGCAGGUGCUCCAGUUCCCACUGUCACCUGGCUGGAAAACGGGAAAGCUGUUUCUGCAGGGUCUAUAGCAGAAAGUGUGAAGGACAGAGUGGUUGACUCAAGGCUGCAGGUGUAUGUCACCCGACCCGGCCUAUUCACUUGCCUCGCCACCAACAAACACAGCAAAACCUUUGGUGCCGCCAAAGCCGCCGCAACCAUCAGUGUUUCAGAGUGGAGCAAACUGUAUAAGGGUGAUGCAGGCUACUGCAGCACCUACAGAGGCGAGGUCUGCAGUGCCAUCCUGUCAAGGAAUGCUCUUGUUUUCUUCAACUCCUCCUAUGCUGACCCCGAGGAGACCCAAGAGCUGCUUGUUCACACUGCCUGGACAGAGCUGAAAAUGGUGAGUUCGUUCUGCCAGCCGGCCGCCGAGUCCUUGCUGUGUAACUACAUCUUCCAGGAGUGCAAGCCUUCGGGAGGGGGGCCAGCCCCCAAACCCAUAUGCAGAGAGAAUUGCCUUGCUGUAAAGGAUCUCUACUGCUUUAAGGAAUGGCUCUCAAUGGAGGAAAACUCUCAGCGGGGGAUUUACAAGCCGGGGCUGAUGCUGCUCGCUCUUCCCGAGUGCAACAGGCUGCCCAGCCUGCACCAGGAUCCCAGCGCCUGCACCCACAUCCCUUUCUUUGAUUUUAAGAAGCAGAAUAUAACCAGGACUUGCUACAGUGGCAAUGGCCAGUUUUACCAAGGCUGGGCCAACAUCACCGCCUCCGGCAUCCCCUGCCAGAAGUGGAGCGACCAGGCUCCCCACUUACACAGAAGGACUCCUCAGGUCUUCCCCGAGCUGUCUGAUGCUGAGAAUUACUGCCGCAACCCAGGAGGCGAAAAUGAACGUCCCUGGUGCUACACAAGAGACCCAUCCGUCACUUGGGAAUACUGCAGCGUGUCUCCCUGUGGAGAUGCAUCGUUAUCGCUAGGAACAAGAAAACCAAAUGGAGAGACACCAAACCUCCCCCCUCCUUCAUCUUAUUCCCCCACAUACUCCAUGAACAUUAUCAUCUCGAUCAUCUCCAGCAUUGCCCUGAUCGUGAUCCUCAGCAUUAUCACACUUGUUUGCUGCCGUCGCCGAAAGCAGUGGAAAAACAAGAAAAGAGAGACAGAAACACCGACACUCACCACUCUGCCCUCUGAACUCCUCCUGGACCGGCUGCACCCUAACCCCAUGUACCAGCGGAUGCCUCUUCUCCUCAAUCCCAAACUACUCAGCCUGGAGUAUCCCAGGAACAAUAUUGAAUAUGUGAGAGAUAUUGGGGAAGGAGCAUUUGGGAGAGUUUUCCAAGCAAGGGCCCCAGGACUGCUGCCGUAUGAAUCUUUCACAAUGGUGGCAGUGAAAAUGCUGAAGGAGGAAGCAUCAGCGGACAUGCAGGCCGACUUCCAGAGGGAGGCAGCCCUCAUGGCUGAAUUUGACAAUCCAAACAUUGUCAAGCUCUUAGGUGUAUGUGCUGUUGGGAAACCCAUGUGCCUGCUGUUUGAGUACAUGGCCUAUGGUGAUCUCAACGAGUACCUGCGCGACCGCUCGCCCCGCAACCUCUGCAGCCUGGUGCAGAGUGGCCUGGAGGGACGGGCCUGCCUCCCCAAUCCGCUGGCACUAUGCUGCACCAGCCAGCUCUGCAUUGCUAAGCAGGUGGCUGCAGGCAUGGCCUACCUCUCUGAGCGCAAGUUUGUUCAUCGGGACUUGGCCACCAGGAACUGCCUGGUGGGGGAGAACAUGGUGGUCAAAAUUGCUGACUUCGGCCUCUCAAGGAACAUGUAUUCAGCUGAUUACUACAAAGCCAAUGAGAAUGAUGCCAUCCCCAUCCGCUGGAUGCCACCCGAAUCCAUUUUUUACAACCGGUACACCACAGAGUCUGAUGUGUGGGCCUAUGGAGUGGUGCUGUGGGAGAUCUUCUCCUAUGGCAUGCAGCCCUACUAUGGGAUGGCUCAUGAGGAGGUCAUCUACUAUGUGAGGGAUGGGAACAUCCUGUCCUGCCCAGACAAUUGUCCUCUGGAGCUCUACAACCUGAUGCGUCUCUGCUGGAGCAAGCUGCCAGCUGACCGGCCAAGCUUUGCCAGUAUCCACCGCAUCCUGGAGCGCAUGUAUGAGAGGGCCGUGGCCUCCCCACAGGUCUGAGGGAUGUGGUGAGGAGGCCCCCAUGUCUAUCCAACUGCAGGCUCCUGAGCUCAGAGCUCUGAUUUAGAGGGAGGAGAAACACCUUGUUCCUCUACCAAGCAAGGAGUGUGGACUGCACCCCCCUUGGGGUGGACUGUACCUCCUUGAGGUGGACUAUACCUCCCAGAUUAUGGGGAUAGCUCCCAGCCACCAAGCUGGUGCUCCUUGGGUUGGCUGGCGAGCUGGCUGUGCUAGCUCAGGACCUGCUUUAGUCAUUUCCAGGAGCACAGAGUUCCCCAGGCAAAGCAGACCAACCUCUUCCUGGGGGAACUUCCCACCAGUUUUCUCCCUGUUCUUCUGCAUUUAUGCACCUGGCUUUUAACUUCCUUUUCCCUUCCUUACAUGUCUUCAACUACUACUUGUAAAAAAAAGAAAAAAAAAGAUUGCAGAAAUCAAUCCUCUUUUGGAUAUUGCUUACCAUUUUAUUUUCGCAUGCUCACUUCAUUUUGUAGAGGAAGGAUAUUGCUGAAGGCAUAGUCCACUGACUUUUUAACUUUCUGUUUGUUGCUCAUGAACACAACACAGAGGCAAAUCAAGAGCCUGCAGGACCACAAGUGGUAGCCAGUAUGUCAUGUUAAACAAAAUCCUAUCCUAGGAUUUAUAUAUUCAAACGAGGGAAGUCCACAUUGAGGGUCAUUUAAUUUUUGCUAAGAUCUCACCAGAAGUUUCUACAACAAAGCCACUGGUUAUUAGAGGACAAAUUAAUCCUAAAGGCCCAGUCCUGCACCCAGCUAGUCUCUCAGCUGUGUUUAUUUCCCUCUGCCUGCAGCACAGUGCCCACCAUGCUGAGAUCAGGGAAAAACAUAGAUUCAUUCACUCAUAGAAUCACCAAGGUUAGAAAAGA
Numida meleagris (helmeted guineafowl) is the source of this 4804-nucleotide messenger RNA. It is a transcript of the gene MUSK, whose product is annotated as muscle associated receptor tyrosine kinase. Lineage: Eukaryota; Metazoa; Chordata; Aves; Galliformes; Numididae. Bases 1078 to 3921 code for a protein of 947 amino acids. Gene Ontology annotation, biological process: multicellular organism development; cell surface receptor protein tyrosine kinase signaling pathway; protein phosphorylation. Gene Ontology annotation, cellular component: signaling receptor complex. The record is from RefSeq and is a predicted model, not a curated record. The transcript is spliced from 17 exons. Gene Ontology annotation, molecular function: protein binding; ATP binding; transmembrane receptor protein tyrosine kinase activity.